Messenger RNA from Cavia porcellus (domestic guinea pig), 7008 nucleotides. Its product is annotated as KIAA0825 ortholog. The coding region runs from base 219 to 4052 and encodes 1277 amino acids. The transcript has 21 exons. Lineage: Eukaryota; Metazoa; Chordata; Mammalia; Rodentia; Caviidae. The record is from RefSeq and is a predicted model, not a curated record.
UGUCAGUGACGCUCUGAGGCUGUCGCCAGGGUGUCCUGAAAAGGCGCCGGGCUUGACCCUGGCCCGGCAGGUCUGGCUCCUGCUGGACCUGCGCCGGAGGUGGGAGACGGAGGCAUCUGGUCUGACCGGUUUCUUCUGAAUCCUUACAAGUGUGAGUUGCUUUCAUCAUAUCUUGGCUCCAGAUAAGCAUCUUUUCACCCCAUCCCCAUGGAGUCAGAAUGGAUUGUGUUGAUGAAUAUUCCCACACUACUUUUGACCUACAAUGUUUGUUAAAUUCAUUUCCCGGAGACUCUGAGUGUAAGCAGAUCUUCAGCGACAUUGAUGAACAGCUUGAACAAAAUGCUACCAGCAUCGAGCAUUGCAUUAAGGAAAUACAGAGGGAAGUUAACAAACAGUGUCCAGAUGUGCGGCUGCAAACUGCGGCGGACUGCUUUGAGUGGCUGACGCGCUGUGGAUACAGUGCCUCCAAGACCCCUUCCGUUCCCCAUGGAGACUUGAUAAAAUUCCUCAAAACAAUGCAAGAUUUGUUGAAGAAUGAACAAAAUCAAGAAGAAAUAAUACUGGAUUUGCUCUGGGACCUGUCCUGCCAGAAUAGUAUUUCACUACCAUCAAUUUUAAGUGAAGCGCCUUUUCAUCUUCUGUCUAGGACUUCUCUGCAUUCUGUUGAAGAUCAUUCCUCUAUGGAUGCAAAGUCCAGGUGGGAUGAUAUAAGACUGCAUCUUCGACGCUUCAUAGUGAACAGAUUACAAAGCCAUAAUGAAGUAAACAGUUCACAGCAAAAAAUUGUAUUGAAAAAUGAGUGCCUGCAACAACUUUUGUUUCUCUAUUCAGAAUCAGAAGUUGUGAUCAAGUACCAAAGCAUACAGAAUAAACUGCUGACUAAACUUCUGCAGAACAGAUUUCCUUCCUACAGCAGAGAUUUGAAUUUGGAUGUAAUAGCUCACGGAUACCCAAGUACAAUGCUUAAGUUAUGUUCAAUGAUAAAGGAGGAUUUUAGCAUACUAUGUGAAAUCUUAGCUCCAUCCUCAACAGUGAAAUUCAUUAAAGAGACAUACUUGGAUACAAUCACAGAAGAAAUGGGACAAUUUCUUAAAAGCUUUUGUGAGCUGCAGUUCAAAGAAAAUGCUGUUCGUGUGGUUAAAACAAGCAAGAGCUCCAGCAAGCAUAGAAGAACUGUGCAUGCCUUGGUUACGCCUGAAUUCCCACAGAACGGAAGAAACUUUUCCCUAUCCUUAGAUGAACUCAGAUUCUUAUCACAGCUUGUAAAAUCCUUUUUGGACCUAGAAAACAACGUUCAAGAAUUAUUUGAAGCAAUGUUUUUAUCAAUUAAGACAUCCAGGGAUACUUCAGGAAUUUUGGAGAAAUCCAAUAAGGAAAUUAUGACAGAAAAGCCUAGACCAAAUGAACCUAGUAUUUCUUCAGAGCAAUUGCUACCAGUAAAAGAGGCUACUUUAUUAGAUUUUGGCUGGAGAAAUGCAUUUAAAGAGGUGUCUCUUCCCAUGGCACACUGCAUAAACACUACAGUUGAAGAUAUUUCCUCAAAAAUUCUGGAAGAGGAGCAGAGUGAAAGGUCUUCAUCUGUGAGCUAUGUUAUGAACCUUGUAAAUGUCCAACAAGUCUGGAAGGACAAUCAUGUGUUUCCUGAGGAAGAACAACCAAAGAAAAUAGCAAAGUUUUGUUCUGACAUCAUGGAAAAACUUGACACAAUGCUUCCACUGGCUCUGGCAUGCAGAGAUGGUUCUUUUCAGGAAAUUAGAGCAAACUUGGUGGAGGCCUGUUGUAAAGUGGCAACAGCUGUCCUGGAAAGACUGCAAGAGAGAAGCAAGGAGGUUCCUUCCAGAGCACCCCUGAAAAACCUACUCACAGUCCUCUCCACCGCGGUGUAUGUCUUCCAACACUUCACUCAGUAUGAUAAUUUGAUGAAAGAAACUACUCAGAAACCCCUAUUCCUGGUGCCUGUCCAACGGUAUCAGGAAUUCAUCAACACGCUACAGUUUCAAGUUACGGACUACUGCAUCAGAGUUUGUGCUACAAGCAUUUUACAGGAUGCUGAGAGCCACCACUGGGAUGACUACAAAGCUUUUUAUGAGGGGGAGAGGUGCUCCUUCUCACUCCAGAUGUGGCAUUAUUUCUACUGGGCUCUUCGUCACGAUCUUUGGACCAUUCUUCCCCCUACGUUAGCCCAGGAGAUCCUAGCAGACAUGCUGGAAAGAUCCUUGGGUUUACUGGCUUCCAGAUAUGCUCAGGCCCAUCCAAGUUAUAAAAGAACUUCACAGAUAAGACUUGAUGUCACAACAAUUUUGAUAUGCACUGAGAACAUGUUAUGGUCCGUUUGUACAUCUGUACAGAGACUACUGAGGCCUCAAGAGUAUAAGGAUAAUAAAAUCUUUAAAAUUCAUAUCCAUUGUAACAAUCUGCUUACAACAUUAGCCAUUUUGACCUCACCAUUAAAAGAAUUAUAUAAGACUUUUCAGCAUGGCAUGGAUGAGUCUGUUUCAGAUCGCUUAAAGUCAUUUUUCAACCAACCAUUGCACUGGGUUUCUUGCAUAUCACAGUUCUACCCCUCGUUACUCAGGGCUCCAUCCGCUGGAGGACUGAAAGCCGAGGGUCAGUUGAAACUGCUCUUAUCCCAGCCAGGCUGUAACUGGAAUCUCCUUCUGGAAACCCUACUGUGUAAUGACGGACUUAUACCAAGGAUCUUGUUGAAGAGCUCAAAACAUACGUUUCAUGAAGAAGUUUCUGACACAGAAAACAAUCUGAGCCAAGGAUUCAGCUUGGUGGAAGCCAUCUUUAAUGUACUGUACCACUGUAAUUAUUCUCCACAAAUAUUUGGAAAUGUUUUUGUGAGUUAUAUGGAAGAAGAACGAUUAUGGGACUUCUUAUAUAACAUUCCAGUGUGUAUGGAGUCCAAGCUGGAGGUCAUCCGAUGCUUGCAACUGGCACUGACUGAUGCCAUCAAGGGUAUCAUACAGCCCAUAAUGUCUUUGAUGAGCUGCAAAAGAACCUGGGAAACAAACCUGAACAACCACAGUGUUCCCAAUCACUUGCUUGAGAGCAUCCCAAAAGAAUGGAAUUAUAUUCCAAAAGAAUCGAAAAAGAAAGAAUCAGGCAAAGGCUUUGCCCAGCUUGCUGCUCAGGCAGUAUCUAUUGUAAUCAGCAAGUUACCUACGGUGAUUGCAUGUUUGCCUCCCCCAAUUAAAUACUUCUUUUUUCUGUCUGAGAGAAAAAUGUCAGAAAACUUUGUUGCACUGAAGAAAGCUGGCCUGCUUGUCUGGAACUUGAUUGUAAUUAUAUGUCGGAUAUUUGAGGAUGGAAACACCGUGGAGCUUUUAACAGGUGCCUCCCUUGACAGACAGAAGAAGGAGCAGCUCAGCUUCAUUUGUGCAUGUUUGGAAAGCAUCAUGGGACAGCAGAGUAGCCCUAAUCAAGUGACCCGAAAGGUCUUACAGAGCAUUGAGCAGCAAAAGCCCAACUGGAUUGAACGCCAAUUGUUGAAAGCAAAGAAGUUGAGCGCUGACUGCACAUUUAUGGCAAUGGAGAAAAGCACAAUCUUAGAAGAAGGAGAUACUGUUCUUGAACUGACUGAGCAGAAAAUCAACACGAUGGUCCUGGAUCUCUGCCACAAACCAGGUGGCAGUGAGUACCUGAGGCAAAUUUAUCACAUCAUGCAGCUCAAUGAGGAAUAUUUAAAAGAACAGCUGUUUUCUAUGAGUGGUGCACAGGAAAAGCCCUUACACAUCCGACCUUUAAAGAUGACCGUGAGGAGUGUGGAAGAUCAGCCUUCUGCCUUUAACCCUUUCCAGGUGUAUAAGGAGUUUAGAGAAAACAUGCUAGAUCAGUCAGCCAUCAUGAAAUGGAACUGGAAUUGGUCAAAGUUGCUGCCAAAUUAUCUGAGACUGGAUAGGAUGACCUUCAAUGUACUGCUCAAAAACAGGUGGGAAAUGAGAAAAGAUGAAACACUAGAAGAGGAAGAAAAAGCGAUGCUGGAACAUUUAAAACGAGUGUGCACCAUACAGAACUCUUCUGCUUCAGAUAACACAGAGGAACAGUAAUCUGAAGAAAACAGCAACAGCUUUAUUUUAGGAAACAAUCACAUGUAAUGUAGUAGGAUUUUUACUAUAGUUGGAAUGAACCUCAGAUGUGCCGUGAGGCAUGAAACCAACGACUGAAUAAUCUCUGUAUCAGAAAGAAAUACAGCACAUAAAGAAUAAGGUGCUCCAUAUUUUUUUAUUUUAAAAAUAAUUUCAAAUGUUUUCCUUUCCCCAGCUCUCUCUUUAUAUGAUAAAACUGCUGCCAUCUCGUGUUCCCUUUGAAUUAUGUUUUCCUCUUUUCAGCCUCAAAGUAUCUAUGACAACAGGCAAAAUGUUUGGAAACCUUUUCUCUAAGGAUUUCUUAAUGCAACAUUCGGAUGUUAAGUUGAAUGGAGUCACAGAGUCCACUGAGAGUCCUCUGAGAUUUUUAAUUUAAUAUAAUAGCUAUACUCCAAGCCCAGGUGUUAAUUGUCUGUAAUGCCCACUACUAAAUCAGUCCAUGCCAGUAUAACCUCUUCUUUAUCCCAUUUAUCUUAAACACAGCCACAAAAAGGGUUCUUUCAAAUCAUUAACUUUGUCGUAUCUCUGCUUGUGAUAGUUUUCAGUUCUGCUGCUAAAUCUAAUUAAAACUUAUACAAACAAACCUUCAAAUGAUUCAAGAGCAGGCAAAUGCUUACUACUAUUUUCCUAACCAGAAACUGGCUUUCUCCCAAAAUUUUGCUCAGGGGUCAUUCCAGAAGUCUCUGCCCCACAUUAUCUCCAUUAUCCAUAAUGUCUGUUACCUUGCUUAUUUUUCAAUACAUCAGUGUAUUCACAUGAACCUGCGCAAAGGAAACAAAACUUGUUCUGUUUUACUUGACACCUUCUCUGCUAAGUAAAAUUAUAGCUAUUUAUCAUUCUUCCUAUCAGUUCCUGAUAUUAUAUUACAACAAUCUUGAAGGGCCUUAAGUAUAAUGUGGUCUACCCUUAUAGAAGGUGUAAUUAAAUACAUUGAAUGUUCAAAUUUCAAAACAUUUGUUACAGUAAAGAGGCACUGUCAUUUUUCCUCCUCAAAAUACUCGUCCUUGCUUUAGAACUAUGUAUCUUCUUGUUCUUGCUACUUUCUGAAGCAGUUCUGGAGAUACUCUUUCUUAAAUAUAUUUUAUUGUUUUAGGAUGGCUGUGUCCAUGUCUUGAGUCAAUUCAAAACGUUUACCUUUUAUCUUCAUUUUGACUCUUCAUUUUGACUCUUCAUUUUGAACCAGAAGUUGGGUGGUGACAGAUUUGAUGAAUAAGGUGAAUAAGGAUAUGCUGUGAUACUUUUGGCAGAGACUGCCAUAAAUAUUUGACUAAUGAUGCAUGAUCAUAAAAUCAUGGUGAAUAUUUAAAUUUUAAAAAUUAUUACAGUAAAAGAUCCAUUGCUAUUUCUGUAGUGUUUUUUGAGAUGUAAACAUUGUAUCUUUUAUUCACUCUUUGUGACUGCCUUUAUGUCUACUACUCUGUGACUCAUAGAGUGGGCAAGGAGUAAACACAACUGAUUAAGUGGCUGCCAAUGAAAGACAAUAAAGACAACAAGACAGUUGAACAGUCUGCAGGUGAUCUGGGGAAAGCCUUAUGUCAUAGGCUAUUUUAGAUCAUGACAUCAAACACCAUGGUUCCUGAUGUUCUUAAAUGUAGAAUAAACUGUCCAUGCACCCACAUUUUGUGAUUUUUAUAAAAUAUGUGUAGGCUACAUGAUUUCCAAAGGAAAGUACUCAUGCAUUUUUCAAAUGGUAAAAGUUUGCAGUGCAGAGGAGGGCACCUUAGAAAAUGUCUUGCAUUUCUUUUUUAAAUAAAACCCCAUAAAUGGCCAUGUACCAGCUGCCUGCCAGCUAACACAUUUUAUUUUUAAAGAAUGUUAUUUAGUUGGCCAGUAUAAUCAUGAGCCAAGUGUUUUCAGAUAUGGUUGAAAUAAUUUCCAAAAAUUCUAUGCAGACCAUUUAAAUUUUUAUAAAAACUGGAGGUUUUAUCUGAUUUUAUGUUUCAUGUUACCUUCAGCUAAUUGGUAGUCUAUGGUUUGGAAGACGAGACAUUACAAUGGAAAGUCAAAAUGUUAAUAAAUCAGUCUAAGGAACCAAAGGAAACAACCUCAUAAAGUUACAGGAUUUCACAUUUGGCUUAUCUUUUUAAUGUAUCUAAAGGUCAUCUUGUAAAGUUAUUUUUGUUUUUCUUUUCCUUUUCCUUUGUUACUGAGGAUUGGACCUGAGGGUGCUCUAUCACUGAGCUAAGUCCUCAAGUCAUUUUUUUCUUUUUCUUCCUUCUGUUGUUUGUUUUGACAAGAUCACUGUAAGUUUCUGAGGUGAAACUAACUUGCAGUUCUCCUGCCUCAGUCCUCCAAGUGCUGUGAUUACAGGCAUGUACUUUUCUUUUUUAAUCUGUGUGUUUCCAUUCUGUUCCUUGGAUGGGAUGUCAUUCCUUGAGGUGGGGUGUGUUUUAUGAUUCCAUUGGAAAGGAGAGAAAUAUAAGAAGAGGAGGAUGAAGUGAUUUCAGAAGAAAAAUAAAAGAGAAGGGAAAUUUGCAAUUGAACUCAGUUUUUUAACUGAGUUCAGUGAAAUUAGUUUUUUAACUGAGUUCAGUGAAAUCAGUGUUCAGUGAAAUCACUGUAGACCUAAGUAGCACAAAGUUUACAAUUGGGAACGUGAAAUAAGAAGUCAUUGAUUUAUCGUGUCAUUUUGACAUUAUAAGGUUUAAAGAGUAAGUAGUAUUUCAAGAUAGUGGUCUUUCUCACAUUUAUUUUACAUUUGUAUAAAUUAACAACAGGAACGAAAUCUAACAGUUUGUAAUUCCCAUAUGUUUAUUACAAAAAUAUUACCUUCUCAUAAAAUAUUAUCUUCAUUCUGUGUUUUGUGUAACUAUUUUUAUGUAAUUUUAAACAGAUGUCUAUUCAUUAUUGGUUUAACAGUUACUGUAUGGAAAUUGUAUGAAUUAAUUUUUAAUAAAUUAUGGUGAAAUGUAUUUCA